ACACGGGAUUUUCACGUACACAAUACAAAUACAAUACAUGUUUUCUGUCUCUCGUUAUCGUUCUCUUCUUUCUAUCUAUCGGAUUCUAUCCUUCUCUCACUCACUCCCUCACUCACUUCACUCACACAUUCCUCUGCCUCUGCUCUCUCUUCCUUCUUCUCACUCUGAAUAUCGUGGACAACAAUGGGUGACAAAGGAGGAAAAUCAUGUCCGAUAUGCACCGAGGAGAUGGACUUGACUGAUCAGCAGCUGAAGCCAUGCAAAUGUGGCUAUGAGAUCUGUGUAUGGUGCUGGCAUCAUAUAAUGGAAAUGGCUCAGAAAGAUGAAACUGAGGGUCGUUGUCCUGCCUGCCGUUCACCUUAUGACAAAGAACGCAUAGUGGCAAUGGCAGCUAACUGUCGAAGAUUGGUUGCCGAAAUGAAUUCCAAGCAUAGAAAGAAGAUACAGAAGUUAAAGCCUAAAUCAUCAGAAGGAAGGAAACAUCUUACUGAUGUUAGAGUCAUUCAGCGCAACCUUGUGUACAUAAUUGGACUGCCUCUUAAUCUUGCAGAUGAAGAUCUACUUCAGCGUAGGGAGUACUUUGGAAGGUAUGGAAAGGUUUUGAAAGUUUCAAUAUCUCGUACAGCAACAGGCAUUAUUCAACAUUCUGCAAACAAUAGCUGUUGUGUGUAUAUAACUUACUCAAAAGAAUCUGAAGCAGUUCGAUGUAUUCAAUCCGUUCAUUUUUUUGUAUUAGAAGGUAGAUCAUUGAGGGCUUGUUUUGGAACCACAAAGUAUUGCCAUGCAUGGCUAAGAAAUGUGCCUUGCAACAAUAGAGAAUGCUUAUAUCUACAUGAUCAUGGUUCUCACGAAGAUAGCUUUACCAAAGAUGAAUUAGUAUUGGCAUUUGCAAGGAGUAGAGUCCUACAGAUCAUUGGUGCUACAAAUAAUUUAAAUCGUCCUUCAGGGAGUGUCUUACCUCCACCACCAGAUGAUCCUAGGCACAUGCCAUCAGCCACCAAAGUAGUGUCCAAAAGUCCUUUAGAUAACCAGAUUAAAGGAUCCUGUUCAAGCAUUGGAGCUGCCAAUUCAACAGCACUUCCAGCAGCAAACUCUUGGGUUAGGUGUGUGUCUGGCAGUCUUCCACAGGAUACUAGUUCCUCGAGUUCUAGUAAUCUGGCCAAUAGAAAGAUUGAAGCAUCUAAUGAUCCCCUAGCCCUUACGCCAGGUGUUGCUUGCACUGAAAAGUCUAUUCUUGAUACAAUAAAAUCAGGGGAAGAUGAGAGUAGCUCUGAUGUGCAUUCCAAUAGUGUGUUUUUACCUUCAGAGUUGAACAAACAUCACAGUGGCGGGAAUUCUCAAACAUCUUCUGUGGGCAUUGAUCAAGAGAUGGUUGUACCUUCUGCGAGAACAAGCUUCCUGGAGAUCUCCAGACCACAUGAUUUCAAUAUUAACAGGGCAAUUUCCAAUCGAGAUGUGCAUGGCUUAUGUUCAGGGUUAUCAUCUGUCAGCAUCAACAGUCAUCUUGAAGGUUCAGAUUUCACUCGUGGUUCAGACAGAAUACUUUCUACUCAUAACUCGAUCAAUUCCUCUUUAGGGAACCAUGUGCAUCAAGAUAAUGAGUAUUGUAAAGAUCAAUCAACCACACCAGCUUUUUGGGAAGAUAUAAUUGUGGAUGAUAUACUAAAUAAAGAUUAUGAACAACAGAAAUUCAGCAAAGGUAUUAAUAAUUUAGCAUCUGGGUUCCAUUCACCUUGCUUUCCUCAGAAUCUAAACCAAUCAAGUCAUCAACCGAAGCAGCAAAAUCAAAUUUGUAACCAGAAUCAUUUGGGGAAACCUUCUGAAUCUUUCACUGAACCAUUGGGGGCAGGAUUCGAGAAGCUUGCGGAGAGUGAGGAUACUGAUACAGAUGUUGAUAACAAGGUUUCUUCAGACAUAGGAGAAAACAACAUUAUAUCUAACAUUUUGUCUUUGGAACUAGAUGCAUGGGAAGAUUCACUAGUUAAAUUGUUGGGUGAAAGUGAUGAACCAUACACAUCCUUUAAUGCACCUGCUUUGCGGAAAAUUCAAGACAAGAAUCAGUCCAGAUUUUCAUUUGCCAGACAGGAUGAUUCCUUGAAUGAGGCAUCUGAUUUGCAGCAAUCAUUCGAAAUUACUGGACAUAAUCCUAAAUGUAAUUCUGUUUCUGGUGGUUUAAAUGGAAACAGAGAUAUGUUUGCCGGGAAACACCCACAUACUUUCCCAUCAAGCAAUUCUGUGCUAUCUGAUAAAUUUGAUGGAAGUCCGUCUUUGGUGCCCUCUAAAUUUUCCAUGGCAAAAGCUCAUGCUUCAAGCCCACCUGGAUUUGCAAUGUCCGGCAGAUUACCUCCUGGGUUUUCACGUGGGAGAGUGGAACAUGGUUGUAAUAGUCCUGUUGAACAUUUGCAUCUGCAGUAUGCUCCUCCAUCUGUAAAUAUCGGCAGGAUAGGAGGUGUUGAAUUCAGAAAUCCUAUGGUAUUGGAUCCUAGUAAGGGCAUAGUAGAAGAAAGGAUGAAUAGUGCACCUUUUAACGUGAGGCAGACUUUAAUUCCUCAAUAUAGUCCUAAUGAAGAUGAUGCUAGGCUUAAGCUGUUAGUACAACAAUCCGCAGCUUCUCAGAAUUUUAGACUUACAGAUCAUAUUGGAAAUAGGUUUUCCCAUCAAAGUGAUGCUUAUAGAACUUCUUCGAGGUUUCUUGAUCAGUUUCAGUCUAACACACCAUUUUCUGAACAAUUGCAUUCUCAACAGUUCAGUAGUAAUAUUCCCAUAUCAAAUAACCAGUGGGGAAGUUGGAAUGAUUCCAAGUAUUUCAGUGGCCUGUCUAUGUCUGAAGUAUUGAAUAAUGAAAUAGGGGGAUUUAACAAUUUCUUGCCUAGUUAUGAGAAUAUCAAAUUUUAAGUAUCUGAAUUGACUGAUCAAGUAAUGUUCAUGGUAGUGAUUGCGUCUCAACUCUCAACUAUAAUUCAAUUUCCCUUUAAUGCACUAAUAGGCUCUCAGAUGGAAGUACGUGGAUCAAACCUGUCUCGUUUUUUAAAGAUUCGAAUAUUUGGCUGAAGGUGUUUUACUACAGCAGUCUGGCUGUACUGUGAGACAUGUUUCGAAUCUGUUUUGGAAUUUGAGUGCCCUCAAUUCCUUAUAACAAUUCUGCCAUCAAAUGGUCAAUUGUUAUCCUCAACUGCUCUUUUUUUGCUUAGCUUCACUGCAAAGCACUGGAAUCUGGGUCUCUGCAUUAUGGUCGGCAGAUGCAACUGGUAAAUGGUGUCAACUUUCUCUCUGGGAUAAAUGACUGGAGAACUAACCUUGGCUGUUAUUAUGGUAAACUGGGUUCCAAUCAAUUUGUCAUCAAACGAUGGAAACUACAAUAGGGAGCUAUAAGCCUUAAUGAAUGGGAAAUUCAUGCUAAGAAUGGUGAGAUAGGUCAUCCAGAUUUGACGUACUCUUCUUACCUGAAAUUGUUUGUUCAGAAUCUUAAACUUGGAAUUCCCUGUUAUUCACUGAUUAUAGUGUAUGCAUCAAAUAUAACUUUAAUACUAUGUAGUAUGUAUAAAUUUGGUUUUGGUUUUACAGAAGUACCAAAAUUUUGAUAGUAGAGUAUAAUUUACAUCUACUUGAGAAGAUUUCCGUUGA
Messenger RNA from Cicer arietinum (chickpea), 3624 nucleotides. RefSeq lists its product as uncharacterized. Gene Ontology annotation, biological process: protein ubiquitination. Gene Ontology annotation, molecular function: RNA binding; ubiquitin-protein transferase activity. Gene Ontology annotation, cellular component: CCR4-NOT complex. The record is from RefSeq and is a predicted model, not a curated record. NCBI's taxonomy places the organism in Eukaryota, Viridiplantae, Streptophyta, Magnoliopsida, Fabales, Fabaceae.